AAAAUUGUUAGUCGAUGCUGCGUAACUAGCCCGUGUGGACGUAGUUCGUGGUUGUCCUUGUUAAAGCGAGAAUGGUAAACAACGGGAUGCUCGUGUUGUUGACAGUGGUACUGUUUGCCGUCACUGGAUGUGUUGAAGCUGAGGAAAAGUAUCAAUGUGGGAUUCCCCGAGUGAGAACACAGUUCCUAAUUGUAAAAGGUGAAGAUACACGGCACGGUCACUGGCCUUGGCAUGUGGCCCUGUGGGUGCGCCAGAAGGACGGAACGGACAAAUACGCCUGCGGUGGGACGCUAAUCAGUCAUAAGUUUGUGCUGACGGCGGCUCACUGCGUCCUCAGUGAAAAUCGUCAUCAACUGUUGAGAAGUGCAAAGGACAUUACAGUUUGGGCGGGUGUGUUCAACUUAAGGAACCCGGAAUUGGAUACACGACAGAUUCGUUCCGUUGCCCGGAUUCACAUUAGCGGAUAUACGAGGGACAGUCUGCUGCACGAUAUUGCCCUGUUGGAACUGGCGGAACCGAUGACGUAUUCCGGAUUCGUCCUGCCGGCUUGCCUAAAUUCGAAGCCCAAUUUGCGGACGGAUAUCGGAUCAGUUGUUGGCUGGGGAGUUGCGGAUGAUGAUAAGCCGUCGCCUACUUUGAAGAAACUCUCGCUGCCGGUUGUUGCCGAAUCGGAGUGUUUGAAAAGUGAUCCCAUAAUCUUCGGGGUUGCCCUGCAGAAGGAAUUAUUCUGUGCCGGGUUCGCGAAUGGAUCCGCUCCAUGUAACGGAGAUAGCGGUGGAGGUCUUAUGGUUCAACGGGGUGAUGCAUUCUACCUGGCAGGAAUAGUGUCCUUCACGAAGAUCCGCGGAAGUGGUUCUGACCUUUGUCUAGCAGAUUCCUUCACUGCCUUCACCAAUGUCACAGCUUACUGGGAUUGGAUCGAAAAAAUCACCAACAUCGACUUCCGAGGGAACUACAAUGAAGAGAGAGACAUCCCUUGUACGACACCUACCGGAACACCCGGAACGUGCGUACCACUACAGCAAUGCAUGAAUAUUUUCAACAUGAUUCGAGCUCCUUUGAUAGCUCAGGAGGACGUUUACUACAUUAACCGAUCGGUCUGCAGUAUCGGCGGUAUCCCACGUGCAGUAUGUUGCCAGAAAGAUCAGAUCGAGCCGGUUCCUCUGCAUCCGAAUGCUCUGCUACUUCCGAGCGACUGUGGCCGUUCUAAGGUGCGUACCUAUCCAGGUCGAGGCCAAAGUACGUCGGUAUUCGAGUUUCCCUGGAUGGCAAUGGUGCGUUUCCAGGUGAAGAAAAAUGGAGUGAUACCAUUCUGUCUGGGUACACUGCUGAACACUCGCUACGUUCUGUCCGUGGCCGGUUGUAUGAGCAAGCUGAAGACGGUCAAAGUAGAUCACGUCCGUCUGGGUGAACACACGGAAUCCACGGACAUUGAUUGCAGCUUCGAUGAUCAAGGUCGACGACUUUGCGCCGACUACGUCCUGGAUGUCAAGAUCGAAUCCAUCGUUCGGCAUCCCCAGUUUGAUGUUCCCAUGUACACGAAUGAUCUCGCCAUGGUUCGCAUGGCCGUCGACAUCCAGUAUACAGAUAACAUUCGCCCGAUUUGCCUACCUCUGAACUCACCCUAUCGGACACACGUUCCGGACGACCUACUGGUUACCGCCUGGGACAUGGAUCAGAUGAAGAAAAACAUCUACCAGGGUGAAAUGCGAAGGUAUCCCCACCGGAACAUAGACAUCGACACCUGUACGCGAGCCUUCGAAGCUGUUGGAUUUGCGCCGGCCAUCAACGAUGAUCGAAUAUGUGCGCUACAGCUCGGACCGGAGUAUAACUGCCAGCGAAUGGCAGGUGCCCCGGUCGGAGCAUACGUGGACAUGGACGGCGAACGGUUCGUCCAGUUCGGACUGUGGAAGUUCGCACCACUCAACUGUACCGUUCGGGAAACAGUACCCGGACUGUCCAUGAAGCUCAACCGUUAUCUAGACUGGAUUUUGGACACAAUCAAACCAUCGGAUUCGAGUAUUAUUAAGAGUUCCACCGAUGUCGACCUCGGUUCCGAUGGGUGCCCCCGGUACCCGGCUGCACACGUAAUUCGGUCCGAGCUGCUGAGCACAGAACCGAUCGUCGUCGAACUCCGGAGCGAACCCGGCCUUUUCGAACUGACGCUGGCAGGUGUCCAGAUCGGUGUUCUCCACGAAGUACUUCUGCAGCUCACCGACGUAAUGGUUCGGAGCGUUCAUAUCCAACUCCCAGGCGGGCAUGACCAGACAGAUCGGCCGAAUGUAAUCGUUGUACUCGACCUCUCGGACCAUACGAAGCAGCGCCAGAUCGUUGGUGUACAUCGGCUGAUCGAAGUCCGGAUGGGUGAUGAUGGAUUCGAUUCCGAUGUCAAGAACCGGUCCGGUACAGUCCCGAAGUUCGUAUCCGGUUUUGUGAUCCGUCAGAACGUUGCAAUCACGUUCCGUGGUUUCCGAUUGUUCUCCCAAACGAAUGAAAUCACUCGACUGACCGGGAGGACGCAAAUGGGCCGCAAAAUCAUCAUUCAGUUAUCAAGUGGAGCUAGGCGGCAGCAGUCGCAACAUUUCAAGUGUGCGCUCAAAUUUUUACGCACGGUCAUGAUACGAACGGUGCUGGUCCUGUCGACGGUGGUACUGGGCUAUGCCCUGGGAGCGGAAGUGUUUUCGAACGCGCAGUUCCAGUGCGGAAUACCGAAGCACGCCAAUACCCUGCUGAUUGUGAAUGGCGCGGAUGCCAAAAUCAGCGACUGGCCGUGGCAUGCGGCGAUUCGGCAGCACAGUGGUAAUCAGCCGGAGUAUGUCUGCGGGGGUACGUUGAUCAGCGAGCGGUUUGUGGUGACAGCUGCGCACUGUACGAUUGGAGAGAACCCGAAUAAACUGCCGACGAUGUCGGUUCAGCUGGGGGUGAACGCUGUAGGUUCACCAGAAGGACAAGUCUACAACGUGGAUAAGAUCCAUCGUCAUACUGGUUUCUCGCUGCCGGAUCUGAAGGAUGAUAUUGCGUUGUUGGAGUUGAGUAGUCCCGUAGAGUUCAAUGACUUUGUUCUACCGAUUUGUACCACCAAGAAGACUGCUACGGAGCCGGGUAAGGUAGGUGCGGUCGUUGGUUGGGGAGUUACCGAGAAUGAUAUACCGUCAACUAAGUUGAAGUUGGCUAAGCUUCCGGUGAUCGAUGAGUUAGAGUGCAAGCGUCGGGAACCUGAGUUGUACGGAAGGGUGCUCACGAACAAAGUGUUCUGCGCGGGUUAUACUAACGGAACAUCUGCUUGCAACGGUGAUAGCGGUGGUGGCAUUGUGUUCGAACGUGGCGAUGCUUGGUAUUUAGGUGGAAUAACUUCCUUCACCCGAACCAGAGACGGAUCCAAUCUCUGCUUGACGUCAACGUACGCAGUGUUUACCAAGCUUAGUCCUUAUUUGGAUUGGAUAGCGCAGAUAACGAACAUUGAUUUUAGUGACGAAUACGGCAUUGAAAAGAAAGUUCCCUGUUCAACACCGGCACAAGCGGAUGGAGCCUGUGUUCCCGUUCAACAGUGUAGAAAUAUUUUUGACGCUCUCCGAUCGCCCCUUCUCUCCAAGGAUAUUGCAGCUCAGCUGCGAGAGACGGUUUGUCAACUGCGUGGAAUUCGUCGUAGUGUCUGCUGUAGUCCGGACCAAGUCGAGCGUAUCCCUAUUCACCGGAAUGCGGUACUUUUGCCACUGGAGUGUGGAGUCGCCAAGAGGAGCAAUCCGACUACGACAGCUGUUCGUGCGAAUAUCUUCGAAUUUCCCUGGAUCGCUCUGGUACUUUCUAGUAAGGCUACUCCGCAGAAGAAACCCUUUUGUGUUGGAUCGUUGAUCAAUAAUCGUUACGUAUUAACGGCGGCCAGUUGUUUGAAAUCCAGGGAAAACUCAGAUCUAGACUACGUCCGGCUGGGAGAACACACGUUAGAUGUAGAAAAAGAUUGUGACAUUUACACUGACCCUCGAACCCGCAACAGCGUAGAGGAAUGCGCUCCGCCCCCACUAGACGUUAAGGCAGUUCUACCGUUCAUUAUCCACCCAUUGCAGAACAAGCCCUUCCGCGGUAACGAUGUCGGUUUGAUUCGUCUCGAGCAAAAGGUCGCAUUCACCGAUAACAUUCGACCGAUCUGUUUGCCUGUACGGGAAGACCUGCGAAACACUCUCCCGAAGGACUUCAUUCUAACCAUGCUGGAGACCACGACGAAACAGGAGCUCUAUAAGACCCGGUCCGAGUUCGCCGAAGUCGAGGAAUGCGAAGAGCGCUUCGAGGACUAUGGCUACACUCCAUGGGUGACGGAUAGGAUGUUCUGUGCUCUGGCGAAGGGUCCCAACUUUGUAUGUACACCACACACGGGUGCUCCACUGAUUUCGAUGGUCCCACAAGGUGACACGGUUCGGGCGGUGAUGUACGGCAUGGCGAUGAUGAAUCCGAGCAACUGUACGAUCGCGCAGACCAUCCCGAAGACCUACCAUCGGGUGCCGCUGUACGUGGACUGGAUUCUGGAAAACAUUGCUCCUUAGAUGGUACUUUUUUCUGUAGUAGUGUAAUUGAAAAUAAAAAUAGUAUAGUCAUUCUAAA
Molecule: messenger RNA, 4596 nt
Organism: Topomyia yanbarensis
Lineage: Eukaryota; Metazoa; Arthropoda; Insecta; Diptera; Culicidae
Exons: 12
Coding region: 72-4538 (1488 amino acids)
Biological process (GO): proteolysis
Molecular function (GO): serine-type endopeptidase activity
Source: RefSeq, a predicted model, not a curated record